Molecule: messenger RNA, 2474 nt
Organism: Paramacrobiotus metropolitanus
Lineage: Eukaryota; Metazoa; Tardigrada; Eutardigrada; Parachela; Macrobiotidae
Product: dual oxidase maturation factor 1-like
Exons: 7
Coding region: 691-2163 (490 amino acids)
Biological process (GO): protein transport
Cellular component (GO): endoplasmic reticulum membrane
Source: RefSeq, a predicted model, not a curated record
UACCGCACACCGCUAGCGUUUCCGGCCAGUGCUGUCGUAUUGCUUCCUACAGGCCGCUCAUGAUACUGCACUGUACAUGUUUACAGAUGUUGCAGUGAGUGCAGAUCUGUAUUGUACAUGCAGGUGUCCGCGUCGGCAUAGAAUAUCAUAGCCGCAGACGUUUCUUUCUUAAUCUCCGGCAAUAACUUUGGCAGCCGCUGCAGUGCUAUUCUAUAUGGUUGUUUUGUUCUACCGGCAUUCACUGCAUGCCGAUCAUCCGAAAGUAUCGUUUAAUUUAUCCAUCUAUCGAUAGCGGGGGAAACAAUUACCACUUCGGCUUGGUUAGCAGCGGCCUGUGUUUGGCAGUGGUCACUUUGGUGCGUAAAGUGGUUCUGAUCCAACGCUUUUGUUGUUCCCCGUCCCGCGUCUCGCUGGGAUUCAUCUGCAACUCAUCCAUCGUACCGCUGCUUUAAUUAGCUGACAUCAAUCAGGCAACUUGACAUCUUAAUUUCGUUGUAUUCUUAACCCAUCCAAGGGCUGACUAGGUUAAUUUGAAUCUGAACCAGCAUUUUGCAACUGCAACCAGGGAAUUGUGUGGAUAUAAUAAUAUUAAUCUGGUGAAUUAUUACUGAACGAAGGCUGAUGCAAUGCGCGUAUAGUGCCGACGCGCCGGUCCACUUCACUGGUCAGCCACGAUGAGCGUCCAUAAGGAUGCGCGGCUGGUUUGACGCCUUUCGGGAGGGGGGCGGGCCAACCCUGUACGCCUCCCAGCGCAUCGCCGCCACCCACGACAACAUCCUCAUCGGCCUGUACGCCACCUUCGCCGCGCUCUUCCUCGCCUUCCUCCUCAUUAUCCCCGGAAUUCGCCGCAAUAAGGUACCGACGCUGGUCCUGUUGACGGCCAGCAUGUUCGUCCUGGCCAGCAUCAUCAUCUGCCGGUUCUCGCCCAACUGGCACGUGGCCUCUUCCAGCAUUCUGGCUUCUUACAAGCGCACUACGCCACAAAAGCUCCCCGGCAUCAUCGGCGUCCAGAUCGGCCUGGAGUUCUUUAACGUUACCCUGCAGAUAACGGAGGGCAAUCGGAGUUACGAGAGCGCUGCCGGCAGCGACUACUCCUCCGCCAGUGAUCUCCAGUUUAACGAGCGCUACUCCUGGCACGAAGUGGAGGAGGUGCGGAAGCAGUACCAGGAGUCGCUGGAGCGCGGCCUGCCCUACCCGAUCCUGACGGUGGCGGAAGUGCUGUCGAUGGACGCCGGGAGUUUCGCCUGGGGCCGCAGUUACCGGCUGGCCGGCUACUACGCGGGCAUCGUGCUCUGGUCGGCCUUGGCGUCGUGGGCGCUGAUGAACGCGCUGUUCUGCCUGGUGCCGCGCUACAGCGGCUACUUCAUGCUGCUGACCGGCGGCCUCCUGCUGGCCUGCAACACGCUCUACUCCAACCUCCUUCCGGCGCCCGGGCUCACCGUGCGCUUCGAGCAGGGCCUGCUGCGCUUCCAGUACGGCUGGUGCUUCUGGAUGGUCCUCAGCGCCGGUCUCCUGUGCGUCGUCUUCGGCCUGGGCACCCUCAUCGUCGACUACUUCUUCCCGCAGCUGCUGACGGAGGUGCAUUCCAGCUGGCGCUACACCACGCGAAUGCCGGCACCCCUCCCGCAGCCUUACAGCCUGUGCCACGACCACCGCCUGCGUCCGGCGUCCGCCAACGUCCACCUCCACAAGUCGGAGAGCGCCCCGGCCGCCGCCAUCCAGAUCCGGCCGUUCCAGGACCUGCCCUUGGCGCAGCAGCACUCCCUCUCGGCCGUCAACUGGACCUCCGACCCGCAGCACCCACCGCCCCGCACCUCACUCUACCGGCGUCAGGCCAGCACGGACAGUGCGCCCUACAUGGUGGGCAGCGUCGAGGAGAUCAACCGCAUCUCCAAUCUGCCCUUCACCGGAGCCUCCCUCGCGGCGGAGACCGCCGGAACGCUCAGCCGCAUCCAGUCGGAGAAGGUCCUGCAAUCGCCGUCCGGGAAAAUGCCGGUGACGCGCUCGCUGUCGACCUCGGCGGACGGCGGUGUGCCGCUGCAGGAGCUGCGGGUAACGCGCGAUGGGCGGGGCUAUGUGGAUCCCGUGGUGACCUGGGACAUCAACGUCCAGGAAGGCACCGAGGAGGAGGACGCGGGCGCCGGCGAGAACACCCGGCUUUGAUGACCUUUGCAUCGAUGACUGCUUUGUUGUUGUUUAUUGUUACUGUCGCGUUGGUGUUGGAGUGAACGUGCUCGACACCUGUUGACCUUAUUACAAUCCGGGCUUUCUUACUGUAGCUGUUGAUCGAAGCGAGCGGCCGGCAAUGAUUCGCGGCCGCUGAAAAUGACUGUUUUAGAUGUUUGUCUUUGCAUGGUGCUUAUUUGGAGUUGCGGCUGAUUCUUCAUCAGCGGGUGGAUUUUCUGCAGUGCUACGAUUCUUGUACAGAGCAAGUGCUGCCAGUCGAGUUAAUUUGGGUAAAUUAAAACGCUUUG